AAAGAAAGUCGACCGACGACGUCGCGUUGAAGUCAGUUAGAGAAGAGAAGAGAAGAGUGGUUAAUAAUAAAUUUAAAGGGAAGCACGAGUUUUGACGUUACUCUCUAAACUCUAUAGAUCCAAGAAACUCUCACACUUCGUUGAUCUUUCAUCUUCGCCGCCGGAUUUAGAAGUUUUACUUCUGCUCAUCAAACUUUUCCAGGUUAGGUUUGGAAGCAGAUAGAAGAAGAAUGGGGAGAUCAUCGCCAAGGAGAGGGCAGAGAUCAAAGGGAUUCAAGGUCAAACACUGUCUUCAGUUCACUCUCUUGCUCGCUGUUGGCAUAUGGCUGCUUUAUCAGCUCAAGCAUUCUCAUGAUGAUGACAAGAAGGCUGUGUUUGAUGAGAGUGCUGCAAAGACUGAAGUGGUGAAGAUGGGAAGGAAAGAUCUUAAGUUUAACCCUCGAGUUGAGGGGACUAAGAAGAAUGAUGAAGUGAUCAAGAGUGAAGAGAUUUUAGAGAGGGAGGAGGAGAGAGGCGAGGAGAAUGUGGUAGAAGGGGGUAAUGAUAAGGAAACUCAAGGAACAGGGAAUGAAGAAAGCGAGAGUGCGAGUGAUGAUGAGAGUGAUGAAGAAGCUAGAGAGAAGAAUUACAAGGGUGAUGAUGCUUCCAGUGAGAUGGAGGAGAAGGGUGUAAAAGUGGGAGUGGAGGAAGAGAGUAAGGGUAACAACACUACUGAGACUGUCAGUUUCCAUGAAGACGAGUCUGGUCCAAAGACUGAACAGCUAGUUAAAGAUUCUCUUAUUAAUAAUAAUGUUUCUUCCAACACAACCGAGGAGACUGGUGGUGAUGAUGAUAAGCAACAAGAGACCAAGAAUGAGUCGGAGGAGAACGCUAGUUUAUCAGGAGGUAACAACGAGUCUGAUGAAACAAUAACUAAGAGUGUCGUGUUGGAGAAGGGGUUCUCUGAUUCUAAUGGCGAAUUGCCUGAGAGUAACCAGUCAACUACUUCCAAUGCAACUGAAAAGACCACUGGUUAUCAGGAAACCAAAAACGAAGUAGAAGAGCAGGAGAAGACACAGUCUUCUCAGCUCUCAUCUGAAGUGGAAAGUAAAAGCAAAGAGGAAGAACCCCAGGAAAAGAAGAAAGAGGACUCUUCAUCCCAAGAGGAGAGUAAAGAGGAAGAGCCACAUAACAAGGAGAAAAAAGAGCCUUCAGCCCAAGAGGAAAAGGAGAAAGGAGAGGCUUCUUCACAAGAGGAGAAUGAAAACAAAGAAACUGAGAACAUUGAGAAAGUAGAGUCUUUGUCCCAAGAGGAGAAUGAGAGCAAAGAAACCGAGAACAAGGAGAAAGUUGAGGCUUCUUCACAAGAGGAGAAUGAAAGCAAAGAAACCGAGAAGAGGGAGAAAGAAGAGUCCUCAGAAUCUCAGCAUACGGUAAACGCUAACAGUGAGAAGAAGAUUAAACAGGUGAAGUCUACUGAUCCUUCAGACACACAGGAAAAGAGAGACGAACAAGAAACUGAUGGAAGCAAGAGUCAUUCUGGCAACGAGCAAAGCAAGUCAGCUUCUGACGAUGUAAAGGAAACAGAGAAUGACACAUCAAAAACAGAGUCGGAUAAGGAGAAAAGCAACAAAACUGGUGUAACAGAGGAGUCCCAGAGCGAUCAAGAACAUACCAAGGAUGCUCGAACUGAUCUGAAAACUCAGCCCGAGUCUAACAAUGGAUUCACAAGCGACAAAGUCGCUGCUGAAUGAGUCCCUUAACCAAAGUUGUCUAUCAUGUACUGUACACAUACUCUAAACACUUUUUCAUGUAAUGGGAACUAAAUCCCAAUUAGUAGUACUGAGUUAUAAAAUAAAACCUCAUCUCCAGUUCUGUCUCAA
Messenger RNA from Brassica napus (rape), 1862 nucleotides. Its product is annotated as DNA ligase 1. The transcript is spliced from 2 exons. The record is from RefSeq and is a predicted model, not a curated record. NCBI's taxonomy places the organism in Eukaryota, Viridiplantae, Streptophyta, Magnoliopsida, Brassicales, Brassicaceae. Bases 231 to 1733 code for a protein of 500 amino acids.